UCACUCUUCCUCUUCUUUUUUUUCUUUCCCUCUCUGUUUUUCAAACUUACUUCCAUUUGCGUCGCCCUCAAGUUCAUUGUCAAAAUCUCACUCCGCCGGCGCCGCAGCUUCCAUCAACGUCAAGCAACGCGUUGUUCAAUCACCUAUAAGAACGCUCCAACGUUUGUUCGUAGUUCAUCAAUCAUCAUUGAAAUCGAAAUCAUCUACGAGUUUUUAUUUCUUUUCUCUUCAUUUCCGAAUCGAAAUCUGUUGAUUUCAAAAUCCUACGAAAAUGUCUCGUUCGCGCGGUUUCUUUCAGGCUUGUACAGCGAUUGUGAUUUGUGUGCUCGUGGCGGAGUUUACGGCGGCGAUGGCGAAAACAGCGAUUCUGAUCACUGUCGAUCAAUCCGGUAGAGGAAAUUUUACGAAGAUUCAAAACGCGAUUGAUGCGGUGCCUGAAAAUAAUUUGGAGGAAGUGUUUAUUGCUGUGAAGCCGGGGAUUUACAGAGAGAAGGUGACUGUACCAGCGAAUAAACCGUACAUUACGAUCAGUGGAAGAAGAUCAUCUGAUACUAUCAUUACUUGGAAUGAUAGCAGAAAUACAUAUAAUUCUGCAACUCUUGCGGUUUUGGCCUCUGAUUUCGUUGGACGAUACCUCACGAUUCAGAACGGGUUCGGGGCGGGUGCGCAAGCGGUGGCGUUACGGGUAUCCGGAGACCGAGUUUCAUUUACCGCCUGCAGAUUUCUGGGUCAUCAAGACACUCUGCUAGACGACAUCGGCCGCCAUUACUACAGAAGCUGUUACAUAGAAGGAGCCACCGACUUCAUCUGCGGAAACGGGGCUUCACUUUUCGAGAAUUGCCAUCUGCAUUCGGUGUCGGACUCCGUAGGGACCAUCACGGCCCAACGGAGAGAGUCGCCGUCGGAGAACACUGGGUUCGUGUUUAUGGGUUGCAAGAUCACCGGAAUCAACUCCGCCGUUCUGGGUCGGCCGUGGGGGGCGUUCUCUAGGGUCGUGUUUGGAUUCACUUACAUGUCUGAUGUUAUUCUCCCCGAGGGUUGGGACAACUGGCAAGACCCAUCCAAACAGAGCACUGUGUACUAUGGACAAUACAGAUGUUACGGAAAAGGAGCCAAUCCAUCCAGAAGGGUACCAUGGUCAUUUACCAACAUGACCACCCAAGAAGCUGCACCAUUCUUCUCCAAAACCUUCAUUGGCGCUGCACAUUGGCUCAGGCCUUUACCCACCAAUUUCAAGAGAGCCUUCGCUUCCAAACCCUAAAAAAGUCUGUAAUUACCAUUCUAUCCCUAUAUUCAUUGUUUAUACACUUGUAUCUAGAACUCUCAUAAAUCAAUAAAUACUACUCCACGAUUCUUU
This is a messenger RNA of Cucurbita moschata (crookneck pumpkin), 1357 nucleotides long. RefSeq names its product putative pectinesterase 11. The transcript is spliced from 4 exons. The record is from RefSeq and is a predicted model, not a curated record. Lineage: Eukaryota; Viridiplantae; Streptophyta; Magnoliopsida; Cucurbitales; Cucurbitaceae. Gene Ontology annotation, molecular function: pectinesterase activity. Gene Ontology annotation, biological process: cell wall modification. The coding region runs from base 272 to 1261 and encodes 329 amino acids.